Molecule: messenger RNA, 1632 nt
Organism: Coregonus clupeaformis (lake whitefish)
Lineage: Eukaryota; Metazoa; Chordata; Actinopteri; Salmoniformes; Salmonidae
Product: N-acetyllactosaminide beta-1,3-N-acetylglucosaminyltransferase 3-like
Exons: 2
Coding region: 164-1324 (386 amino acids)
Cellular component (GO): membrane
Molecular function (GO): hexosyltransferase activity
Source: RefSeq, a predicted model, not a curated record
AAAAUCUAACUGGCGGAUAGAGGCCACUGCUCAGGAGCGAGUGCAUUUAUAACACCCAGCGCUCACGAGCGAGUGUAUUUUUAACUGAUUUCCAGAGGGCCCCAAGGUAACACCUGUUCCAGCCGUUCUGUCAAUUGGACCCAGGCCGAAAAGAGCAACAAAGAUGAGAAGGUCUUCUCGUUUGCUUGAGGCAACAUCUUUACUUGUGAUCAGCACACUGUGCUUGGUCAUAAUUUUUAUGAAAGAGGACAUUCCUCCCCAAAAAAAUUCAAACCCUGUCCAGAUAAACAGAAGGGAAUCAACCUAUCAAAACAGACCUCAGAAACCAACCAGUGAGAGCGCAGGUGUUUCUACCUGGGGCCAUUGUGAACGGAAUGAGUCUGCGGCCAAUGUGUCAGGGUUUUCUUCUCUGCCUGUUCACAUCCAAGACUUCCUCUUCUAUCGUCACUGCCGCCACUUCCCAAUGCUAUUGGAUGUACCUGAUAAAUGUGGAGGCCCUCACAAGUCUGCUGACGUCUUCCUUCUGCUGGUCAUAAAAAGCUCACCUGCGAAUUACGACCGCCGUGAGGUACUACGGAAAACCUGGGCCAAUGAGAGACUGCAGAACGGAGUGUGGAUCCACAGGAUUUUUCUCUCGGGAACAACAGGCACAGGCUUUGAGAAGCGCAAGCUAAACAAGCUUCUACGACUGGAGAACCGUGAGCAUAAUGACAUCUUGCAGUGGGACUUCAACGACUCCUUCUUUAACCUCACCCUGAAGCAGAUCGUGUUCUUAGAAUGGAUGGACAAGAACUGCCGCCAGGCCCGAUUUCUCCUCAACGGUGACGAUGAUAUCUUCGCCAACACAGAUAACAUGGUGGUCUACCUUCAGAGUCUAAAAGACAACGAUGGUGACAAGCACCUUUUUGCAGGUCAUCUAAUCUGCAAUGUAGGACCCAUUAGAGAGUCAGGGAGCAAAUACUAUGUCCCAGUCCAGGUUCAAGAGUCAGACUCAUAUCCCCCUUACUGUGGGGGAGGGGGCUUCCUGCUCUCUGGAUACACAGCUAUGGCCAUUUACAAAAUGACCCAUACCGUUCCCAUUUUGCCAAUUGACGAUGUCUACAUGGGAAUGUGUCUGGAAAAGGCUGGUCUUGGGCCAGAGUCCCAUUUCGGAGUCAGGACUGCUGGACUUCAUGUCCCCUCCCAAAACGUGGACGCUUACGACCCUUGUUAUUACAGGGAAAUGAUUUUAGUACACAGAUUCCUGCCGCAUCAGAUAUAUAUUAUGUGGCACGGAAUACAUGAACCUAACUUGAAAUGUGGGAAUUCGCAAGGUUCUCUAUAGCCACCUGUCUCGUUGAAAUCAGUUGCCUGCUCAGGUUUGUUUUUCCAGUCUUUUUUUUUUCAAACACGUGUGUGAUGUCUGAAAGCUGUUUCUGUUGUUGUUGUAAAUAUAGCAUUUAGUUUAAAGACUCAUUUUAAGAUGUACAUUAUGGGAUUGAUUGCUUCUUCUUCUGUGUAUGUACAUAAAAAUUAUCAAAGUUUCUAUAAUGUAUUGUUUUAAGUCUAUCAGUAUCCAGAGGUGUGGACUCGAGUCAUGUGACUUGGACUCGAGUCAGACUCGAGUCAUGAAUUUGAUGACUUCAGACUCGA